AUGACCUGGUGGCAGACCGGAAUGAGCAAUACUCGACCCUCGAGUACUGAGGAUGCGUCCGCAACGUUCGAUUGGUUUCGGAAUUAUUCCCAGAUCCGGGAUCUCCUGCAAGAGCUGAUUCCCAACAAGCAGUCAAGGAUUCUUAUGCUAGGCUGUGGAAACUCGACGCUCUCUGAGAAGAUGUUUUCAGAUGGGUUCCUUAAUAUAGUGAAUACUGAUUAUUCCUCGGUCGUAAUCAAUCAGAUGGCUCAACGACAUUCUGAAAAGUCUAUGCAAUGGAUCGAAAUGGACAUCCGCGCUCUUCAGUUUGAGGACGAGACAUUCGAUGUCGUGAUCGACAAAGGAACAAUGGAUGCGAUGCUCGCUGUGAAAGGCAGCGUAUGGGACCCACCCCAACGCGCCAUAGAUGAUUGUAACAAAGAGGUUGACGAGGCUACAAGGUGA
Cantharellus anzutake is the source of this 444-nucleotide messenger RNA. RefSeq lists its product as uncharacterized. The record is from RefSeq and is a predicted model, not a curated record. Bases 1 to 444 code for a protein of 147 amino acids. NCBI's taxonomy places the organism in Eukaryota, Fungi, Basidiomycota, Agaricomycetes, Cantharellales, Hydnaceae. The transcript is spliced from 5 exons.